GGGGCGUUCCAUUCUGAUUGGUUGACGGCCGAUGCCCGGUGUCCGGGUAAGAUGGCGUCGGAAGAGCAGUGCUCGGCACCACCUCGAUGGCGGUCGAUAUCCUUAACCCACGUAGAGUAUCCUGCUGGUGAUCUGACGGGGCAGGUAUUGGCCUUCAUGAGCCUAUUGCCCAUCGCAAUCCUCGUCGGAUUCGUCACUCUGAUCGUUUUCAAGCGAGAGCUACACACGAUCUCUUUUUUUGGAGGGUUGAUCAUGAACGAGGGGCUAAACUGGCUGCUCAAACACAUUCUGCAGGAGCCUCGGCCGUGUGGAGGAGGUCACGGCUCCGUCACGACAGAGUAUGGGAUGCCCUCCAGUCACUCGCAGUUCAUCUGGUUUUUUGUUGUAUACUUUUUUCUUUUUCUUUAUUUAAGAAUGCAUCAGACGAACAAUGCCAGGUGUGUUGAAUUGUUAUGGCGGCAUAUACUGUCCAUCGUUCUGCUGGCCGUGGCUCUGUCCGUUUCAUACAGCAGGGUCUACCUCCUGUACCACACCUGGAGUCAGGUGAUUUAUGGAGGUGUGGCCGGGAUGGUGAUGGGAGUGGUUUGGUUUUUUAUCACCCAAGAGGUGCUAACGCCACUCUUUCCCAAGAUAGCAGCCUGGCCGAUCUCAGAGUUUUUUCUGGUGAGAGAUACGAGUCUCAUUCCCAACAUCCUGUGGUUUGAAUACACCGUAACCAGAUCAGAAGCCAGAAACAGACAACGAAAGCUGGGAACGAAGCUUCAGUGAUUUUCUACAAAACCCAUUGAUAACUGACAGAAAGGACCACACACACACACACACACACACACACAAACACACUGGAGUUUCAUAGUCGGGACUGUUCUGGUUGAUGUGAAUGCGGAGAACAGUGUAUUUCUGGACCAAAGGAGUGAGUUUGUAGCGCAGACGUGAGCGUUAUCACAUCUCCUCCCCUCGUCCCUAUACUUCCCCUUUGCUCCUGAUGCAUGCAGACCGUGCAAGAGACAACAACUAUUUAAUGACAAAUCUAAUAUAUGUUUUAUUCAUUACCGCUCACAGGGAAGAUCUUAACAGCGACGUUUUACGACAUGACAAACCUAUCAGCAUGGCAUUACUUUUAUUUAAACGACGUGUUAAAGGACCAGGGACAGGAAUGCUGGGUAAUAAAACCAGUGCAGUAACAAAUACAACCUGGAUGAGGGUGUGGGGUUGCUCAUUUGUAUAUCUUAAAAGACAUAAAUACUCAUCAGAAAAUAUGUCCAGGUCACAUUUCACCCAAAAAUAAUAAAAUAGAAAUUUAAGCCUGUUUUCGAGGCGAUUUUGUUUGCAUUUGACAUUUUCACGAGGGCUAAUAAUAUUUUCUUUUCAAAUUCUUUUUAACAUCAUUUUGCAUAUUUUUUUUAUUCUCAAUAAUGAUUAUCAUUUGUCUUUUUUUUCUUCUGAAAUUAUUUUUUUUUUCCAUGUAAAAAAAAAUCUUAAUGGUUUGAUUAAGUCAAAAAAAAAAUUUUUUUUUCAGAAAUGAAAUUUUUUUUUUUUCAUGGAAAAAAAAAAACUUAAUGGUUUAAUUUUCUUUUGCCAUAAUAUUCAUUUCUUGUUCAAUUUUGAAGUGAAACAUGCUGAAGCUGAUUCCACCAUUAGAGUUUCUCACAAUGUUUUCUAAGAAUUUUAAAUUUGUAUCUCACAAUUCCUCUUCUGCAAUUCUGACAUUUUUCUCACAAAAGUUCAUAUCUUGCAUUUUUUUAAAAUGAGAAUUGUAAGUUAUAUUUCCGCCACAGCAUAAAAAAAAAUCUAAAUAAUGUAAACUUUUUAUUCCACAAAUCUGAGUUUAUAUCUUGCAAUGCACAUGUAGUCAAAAUUGCAAGAUAUAAACUCAGAAUUGUGAGGAAAAAAAAGUCUAAAUUCUGAGACAAACUGCAAAAUUAAUUCUGUGGUGGAAACCGGCUUCCAUAGGAACGAACAUGUCCAUGACAUCAUCUUGACGGGUUAUUUAUCUUGACUUCCUGUUAAAAAGUGUAACAUAAACUUAAAUAGGCUUUUAAACAGCUCAUGUUUGCACUAAUAGUUUUUGCUCAGCUGGCCCUUUCUGUUUUAAAGUUUGCCCCAUGCAGACAUUUUUUGCAUUUGAUUUUCCUCCAGAUUUCCGGGAGCAGGAUUUGGGAAAUGUCUUGAGCAUAAAGGCAUUGCAGAGCAUGGUGUUGUUACAACAAGUGGUGCUGGGAACAAAAUUAGGUCAUGGGAACAAAUUUAGUGCCUGUUUUUAGUCAGAAUGAUGUAGUACUUUAGUUUCAGUUUUUUCUGUUUCUGACACGUUUGUCCCUGAUGUGUUUUCACACACGACAUCUCUGCUGCGAUUUUCCCAUAAUACCACUUUUGAGUAUUUAAGGACACCUUUCCAACCGCUACGACACGAUUACUUGACAAAUGGAAAUAUAAAAAGGACAAAACAUAAUCAGAACCCAAACCUCAGGUUUAGAAAGUGUCUGUGACGAGAUGUUUAUAUAAAGGGAAGAGAGGUUAUUGCAUAAUUUGAAGAUGAUCCUCUCUUAUAUCAUGUGUAAUUCAUAUCAGGCUGAAUAAAAAAGUAUGAACUGUCGCA
Carassius auratus (goldfish) is the source of this 2596-nucleotide messenger RNA. Its product is annotated as dolichyldiphosphatase 1-like. The record is from RefSeq and is a predicted model, not a curated record. Gene Ontology annotation, biological process: protein N-linked glycosylation; lipid biosynthetic process. NCBI's taxonomy places the organism in Eukaryota, Metazoa, Chordata, Actinopteri, Cypriniformes, Cyprinidae. Bases 52 to 768 code for a protein of 238 amino acids. Gene Ontology annotation, molecular function: dolichyldiphosphatase activity. The transcript has 8 exons. Gene Ontology annotation, cellular component: endoplasmic reticulum membrane; intracellular membrane-bounded organelle.